AUGGCGGAAGCGGGGAGGGACACCAUCCAAAACGUCUCCUUCAGAAACGUAUUGGAGCUUAUCGCCGAGGUACAGCUGUGCCGCGAGCAAGCGCGGCUACUGGUCGCGGGUCGGUUGCUCGCCGCGGUAGACCGAUACCUGGCCUCCGGACAGCACGCAGGGAGGCAAGAGGUGAAGGAAGCUCAUGCUCUCCUGGCAGGGGAGCUCAAGCCUUUGUUCGAUGAAGUCAGGCAACGGGCUGCGGAGUGCCAAUCUUCUUUGGACGAUUGGCAAUCGCCAGACUGGCUGGUGGCCCAGACGUUUAUGGGCAUCACAACGUUCUACAAGGUCGACCCGGAUGGGUCGCUGUGGAUAAAAAUGCACGGCACGAUGGACGACGUGACGGUCAUGGACCAGCUUGCGGUUGUCCGGGAGGUGGACCUGUUCAACAAAUGGGUCCCCUUCUGCGACACCUCGAAGCUCCUCAAGCGCCUUGGCAUUGUGGAGCUGCUCGUGUACUUCUCUAUGUCGAUUCCAGGAGUCGGCAGGGACUGUGUGCUUCACGCCUACGGCUGCGACUCGGUUCUGGAAACCGGCUGCAUCCUCAUUCAGGGGCGAUCUGUCGAGGAGGUGCCGGAGGGGGUGGAAGUCCCACAAGUAAAGGGUUGGAGACACGCUCGUAUGGACGUGCGGGCGUUCAGGGCAAAGAUUGAAGUGUUGUCGCCAACUUCGGCAAGAACAUCAAUCGUGGCCAACGUCGACCCCAAAGCGCCUGUCCCGCAGUCUGUGGUGAACUUCGUGGUACGCAAGAUGGCUGGGAUGUUCUUGUACUGCCUGAAGCAAACCGCGAAAUGCAUUCGCGCGGACGAGGGUAACUGUCACCGACGGAGGAUCGUGGAGGACAAGGCAUUCUACAAGGGGUGGCUCUUCCCUCGUUUCGAGCGGUUUUACCGCCGACAAGGUUGGACAGUUGACGAGGAGCUUGGAGGCGGGGAGCCCGCCUCCAAACUCAGCGACGAACCCACUGGUGGUAGGGCCUGGUGCCCCAAUGGCAAGACCAUGUCGUUAUCCCAUGGAACCUGCACGCCUUUUAGGCGGAAGGCAGGGUCGCAGCUGAAGAACAGUUUCAAGCGCCUCAAGACGACACGGCGACCAAGGCCAACCGUUACCGCCGAAUUGCCGCCGCCACAGGUUGAAAAUCUGGGCAUCGACGAAAGACUGUUGGAAAAGUGGCAAGCAAAGAGAGACAACAGGCGCAACCGAACUGGAGGGGCAAGACUCCUUGGGUCGAUCUUGUUUGCCGUGUGUGCGGCAUGGGUUCGUUGGGCUUUCACAUCAGAAGAGAGAGCGGCUGCACGUGUCAGAGACAUCUCUUGGUUCGUUUGUGUCGCUACCGUCCUCCUCGCGACCGGCCUCUGCUUCGUCCUUUGAAUUUUGAACAGGAUGGUGGAUGUUUAGCACGCUAUGUGUGCACGGGUACCGUAGAGUGCGCGGCGCGAAGAAAGUGUCCGCCUCGCAAUGAGUCAAGGUUGAGGAUGUGGUGCAUCGUGCGUCUUUGUAAACUUUAUCAGCAAAGAGUUGUCUAAAACUUGUAUAUACAGAUGGACCGUUUACUGUUAUUAGUGGGAAGUCAUAAUGAGGUUUGUUUGUUGCGCUACCUAAAAAAGAACGUAUUUGUUCCCGAUUCUUGCGAUGAUCACCGGGGGACGUUCGACGUUGUGAUACGUUUUUUGUCGAUUUUCUCGUGUAUUUGCGGGACCCAUGCACAUACCCGGUACCGUCUGGCCCAACAGUACGCGACAUGCGGUUGUCU
Molecule: messenger RNA, 1792 nt
Organism: Ectocarpus siliculosus
Lineage: Eukaryota; Phaeophyceae; Ectocarpales; Ectocarpaceae
Source: the annotation of a GenBank genome assembly